AUGGGGACUCAAGCGCAAAUCGCCUUCAAUUCCUCGGUCGCCCUGAGAGCCGUGUCGUACGUCUUUCUUCGAUGGUUUCCAGGACCAGCGGCUGUUCCUCUGAGCAUUUACACAUUGUUUGUUGUGUAUGUGCCUUCAUUCAUUUCGGGCUAUUUUUCAGAGCCCAAGUAUGACGUCGUGGAAGACGAUGUCGAUGUCUCGGUGAAGGAGGCUUUGGUGCAAGACGAGAACGAAGACGGCAAAGAUGAACAAGCGGUCGCUGAAGAGAUCCGAAUUGAGGAGACCAUCGUCGUGAAGGAAAGGUCACGACCUUGGGUUACUCUUCUGGCCGGCUCACCCAGCCCGAGCAGCCCUAUCUUGUCAAUCUUGACGUUCCUCAUCAACGCCGUGUUGAUUGCCAUGACCACCGACUUCUUGUUUCGCGUUCGGCAGUACCACCCGGUCGAGGACCUCUCAUUCGUGCGCCUGGGCUAUGUUUCCCCCUCGGAAGCCAAGUUCGUCUUGCGCGAGCCCGAUCAAGCCAAGAUGCCGGUUACCAUUGAGAUUCACAUCAAGGACCCCCAGCCUCCUUUCGACAACCCCCUGUGGCAGAUUGGCGGCGGCUUGAGGUACACCGACAACACCACUGACUUCACAGCUACUCUGACCGUCCCCUUGAAGCAUUCGCAACAGAGAACCUACGAGUGGAGGACUUCAAACAACCACAGCGGAGAGUUCGUCGCUCCUCCCAAGCCGGGUCAGAUGUCAGCUUUUGCCGACAACAAGUUCACUUUCCUCUCGACUUCGUGCAUCCUUCCUCGUUUCCCAUACAACCCUCUCGAGCAUCCUUUGGCCAUCCCAGGAAUGCGCCACCUCGCCAACAUCUUGCCAAAGCUGCAGGCCCAGUUCAUGCUGUUCCUCGGUGACUUCAUCUACAUCGACGUUCCCAAGCGCCAGGGAAAGCAUGAGGAAGACUAUCGCCAGAAGUACCGCCACGUGUAUGCAUCCCCCGAUUGGGCUCCAGUUGGGCAGAACCUCAGCUGGAUUCACGUCCUCGAUGACCACGAAAUUGGAAACGAUUGGGACCUGAACACCACUGGUGUCUACCGGGCCGCCAUUGAGCCUUGGCACCACUACCAGGAGCUCGCCAAUCCCCCUCCUGCUCGCGUUGCGGGCACUACGAACCUGCGCAGAGAGGGUGCAACUUAUUUUGACUUCGUGCAAGGCCCGGCUUCUUUCUUCUUGCUCGAUACGCGCUCUUACCGAUCCACCAACUCCUUGCCUUUCGAUCAUCCGGAAAAGACCAUGUUGGGCGCCCAGCAGCUGGAGGACUUCAUUGACUGGCUAAACCGUCCUGAGCCUAAGGGCGUCAAGUGGAAGAUUGUCGCCUCUUCGAUUCCUCUCACCAAGAAUUGGCCGGUCAACACUCGGGAUACCUGGGGUGGUUUCCUUGUCGAGAGACGCAAGGUACUGGAGGCAAUGUGGGAUGCUGGAGCACGGGGCGUCGGUGUCGUGGUUGUGUCCGGUGACCGGCACGAAUUCGCAGCAACCAAGUUCCCUCCACCAGCCGGCGGAAGGUGGCCUGAGACGGCUACCGCCUACGAGUUCUCCUGCAGUCCUCUCAAUCAAUUCGCUUCGCCAUUGCCGACUUACAGACAGUACGAUGAUGAGGACGUAGCGCUGAAGUACGUUCACUCUGGCAACUCCAAGUUCGGCUCUCUUACUAUCGAGAACUUGGCCGAGGGUGCGCAAAGCAGUUUGAAGUACAGCUUGUUCGUCGAUGGCGAGGAGACUUGGAACACGAUGAUCUUGGCACCUCCUGUUGUCGAUGGCGACACGUCGUCUUCCUUUUGGAACGAAGCCAGUCUGCUCGACGUUGAACAGCAGAGGCGGGCCGAUAACACAGAACAAGCAGAUGCGGACGAGCCACAUCAAUUCGUCGAUGACACGAACGGCAUCGUAGAAUUCUUCGAGGGUGAUUACGUGACACCAUCGUCACCAAUCUCUGACGUCGACGACCCUGUUAUUAACCAUGAAGCCGAAUCGCAAACUGAUACCGAGUUACACACAGUACCUUUUGUAGAAUCUUCAACUCCAGAUGAUCAGAACUUGGUUCAGGGCUCAUGGAAAGCAGCAGAAGAGGCCCCUGGCCUAAACGCGCACGCGCAACAACAGAUUCUGCCCCUCAUCACGGCAGACACUGGCGCACACCAAGCCCCAGCGUUGCAUGCCGAAACGGUCGUAUCGUACACGGCACCCUUUUCUCUAGGCCAAGCAAUAUUCUCAGAUGCAGCACCACUGCCAGAUCUCGACCUACCCGUAUCCAAGACCGAGCAAGCUCUCCUCAUGACGGCUUACCUUCGUGAAACCGGCACGUGGUGUGAAACUACCGAUUCUGAAAAGCACUUUACUGUCAAAAGCAUUCACUCCAUGAUGGAGUCUAGGGCGUUCGUAGCUGCCGCUCUGGCCCUUUCUUCACGCCAGGUCGACACACUGAGAGGCAGGCAAAGACAGACUGCCUUGGAGUUGUAUCAGUACACCAUCCGACUUUUGAUUUAUCAAGAUCCGUCGGAAGCCGACACCUCCAUCUUGGCGACAUGUACGCUCCUGUGUGUAUACGAGAUGAUGGCUUCCAGUGUCUCGGAAUGGAGGCGCCACCUGAACCUCGUCCAGGGAUGCGCCGGGUUACUGAAAAGCCGUAACUGGAAAGGAUGCAGUAAAGGAAUCAUCAAGUCAUGUUUUUGGGCUUUUGCCAGGAUCGACAUCUGGGCAGCCUUCAUCAUUGGGCAGACGACUCUGCUUUCUACAACAUGUUGGGUCGAGAACGAUUCUAUUCCGGCGGUAUCCGCAGCUGCCGCUGCAAGCGGCGACAUUGACGAUUAUUGCAACCUAGCCAUAUUGAUAUUCGCCAAGAUCAUCAACCUGAUUGCUCACAACCCACCCUCGCCCAGGAUUUCAGCGGCUCAUAGAGUGACCAUGACUGAAGAUCUGUGGAAAGAUUUGAGUAUUUGGUGGAAAUUUCGACCGAGAGAUGUAUGCCCGCUUUUGAGGGAAGAGCCUCGAGGGAGUGGGAACCCAUUUCCCACUGUAGUAUUCACUACGUCGGCCGCAAGCUCGAUUCUCUUACUCGAGACUGGUAUUGUCAGUUCAAGUUCGACAGAAAAGGAGUUGUCUGAUCCGAUAUGGCAUGCUAGGGAAUUGGGCGGGUUAUCAAUCUCAAAUGACUCCCACGCCAACUGGGUGAACCACUUGCAGCCCCUUUUCAUCGCGGGCCGGGCACUUGCCAACACCUCCCGCUGGGGAGGACAUCUGCUAGAAACACAGCCAGCUGACACUUACGACGACUGUUUUGAAAAUGGCGAGGAGUACGCUCUGGAGAAACUGGCAUUGCUAAAGCAACUGGCCAGAAUCGAGAAGGAAACAGGUUGGAAGACAUCCGACAGAUCUGCAGAGUUGCGAAGGCUCUGGGGGUUCGCAUGA
This is a messenger RNA of Colletotrichum aenigma, 3459 nucleotides long. It is a transcript of the gene AMTR1-5, whose product is annotated as Transcription activator AMTR1. Bases 1 to 3459 code for a protein of 1152 amino acids. The record is from RefSeq and is a predicted model, not a curated record. The transcript has 11 exons. Lineage: Eukaryota; Fungi; Ascomycota; Sordariomycetes; Glomerellales; Glomerellaceae.